Messenger RNA from Enterobius vermicularis (human pinworm), 2379 nucleotides. The record is from the annotation of a GenBank genome assembly. Lineage: Eukaryota; Metazoa; Nematoda; Chromadorea; Rhabditida; Oxyuridae.
CAAAAUGUAAUCCACUUUUUUGUGGAAGAUUGGUUUUUGUCGGCAAUGUUGGGUAUCAUCACUGCUAUUUUGUCGAUUACUGUGGAUGUUGCUAUCGAAUAUAUUCAACAUUGUAAAGCUAUUUUUCUUGUCUUGCACCAUGAAUUCAGUGCACUGAUAUCUUGGAUAAUGUAUAUAACUUUGAUGACUGGAGCUGCUGCCAUCUUUUGCCACAUCGUAUCAAAACAAGCUGUUGGUUCUGGCAUUCCGGAAGUCAAAGUUAUCAUGCAUGGAUUUGUCAUGAAAGGUUACUUGACGUUGCGUACAAUGAUUGCAAAAAUGAUAGGGUUAACGUUAACGUUAGGAAGUGGUCUGCCAGUCGGCAAAGAGGGUCCAUUUGUACAUAUGGGUGCAGCUGUUGCCUCGUUGCUUACACGAGCGACAGCAUCCUGUCGUUAUCAGGCAUUUUUCUCGAAUGAGGGUCGUGAAAUGGAGAUGUUGUCUUCAGGUUGUGCAGUCGGUAUCGCCUGUACUUUUUCAUCGCCAGCGGGAGCUGUACUGUACGGUAUCGAGUCAACUUCUAAGUACUUUGCGGUUAAAAAUUAUUGGCGAGCAUUUUUCGCCACGACCUGUAGUGCAUUAAUUUUUCGUGCUGCAAAUGCGGCUAUUAUUCCACCGCAUAUUGCCGGCACUAUUACCGCUUACUAUCAGACAAACUUUCCAAAUGAGGUGUUCGUUGUCGAAGAAAUUCCUGUGUUUGCUUUGAUCGGCGUUUUUUCUGGCUUAUUGGGCGCGCUGUUUGUACUUGUUCACCGAAAAAUUGCUUAUUUUCGUGAAAAAAAUAAGCUUUAUAAAGCGAUCUUUGGAAAAAACCCUCUAUUCUUCACAAUCUUUAUGGCAGUGGUGGUAGGAAUGUUAACAUAUCCGGAAGGAACUGGUCGUUACUUUGCCGGAAAGUUAACGUUUCGCGAAACCCUUGCUGACUUUAUUGCAAAUUGCACAUUCUCACAAGCUAAUCUUACUGAUCGAGGCUGCCCGAUGUCAAAGAUGGAACACUGGACUGGAGGACCUGGUGGAAACCUUGAUGUUAUCUUUACACUAACCACUUACUUAGUAGUUUACUUUAUACUGGUUGCAAUUUGCGUUUCAUUAGCUGUACCUGCCGGUAUUUUUGUUCCUUCAUUCGUCAUUGGUGCUUGCGGUGGUCGAAUUGUUGGCGAGUUAAUGGUUAACUGGUUUCCAGAAGGAUUACGUGGUCUAGAUGGUCCACAAAUUUAUCCCGGUUUAUACGCUGUUGUUGGUGCUGCUGCAUAUACGGGUUCUGUAACACACUCCUUGUCAAUUGCAGUUAUUGUUUGUGAGACUACGGGUCAGCUUUGUCCACUUUUGCCGGUUUUGACCGCAUUGAUGAUCGGUGUUGCUAUUAGCAGCUUCUUACAGCCCUCAGUUUACGAAAGUAUUAUUAAGAUCAAAAAUUAUCCUCAUCUUGCUGAUCUCCCGCCGUCUCGUAUCAGUGUUCAUACAUUAAAAGUUGAAAAAGUUAUGGUUCACGACGUAAUCUGCAUCACGAAGGAUACUACUUAUAAAGAAUUAAGAGAGAUACUUCUAGCAACACCAAGUCUUCGUUCGUAUCCUCUUGUCACCGAUAUGAAAUCAAAGAUUUUGCUGGGUUCUGUAGCUAGAAGAUAUCUGAACUAUCUUCUGUUGGAAAGGCUUGGUCCGGAUCCAGCUCUUUUGGAUAGGAAACGCCGAAACACUGCAUCGGAAAUCUUUGCUCCUUUCAAACGUUCCUCGCACACUCAUUUGAACACAUUGCUUACAGAUCGCAACAUUAGCGGAAAUACUCUUUUGGCCAACAGUCCACUUCACGAUACCCUCAGAGAAAAUGGUCCACUGGCUCCUCUUCUAAGACGACAAGCUGAACCCGAUGUUCACGUAAAUCGGGCUGUACAACUGCAAAGAAAAAUUGAUCUUGACGAAAUUGCAGUCGAUCCAGCGCCCUUUCAACUGGUUCUCGGUACUUCACUUUUCAAAGUUCACACACUAUUUUCGCUACUUGGUCUUCAUCACGCUUAUGUAACAAAUCGAGGCAAAUUGGUUGGGGUGAUCUCAACCAAGGAGCUGCGUGAUGCAUUGGCUAACAUCUAUAGCCGUGGUGCAGUUCCAACAUAUUCGGUACGCAAAAGCACAAUAUCUUUAAAUCCUCCGAUUGAUCUUAGCAGUCAUGAUGCCAGUGGUAGUGCCCAGCUGCAGUCGUCGCCAGUAGGACAGUCAGAUGAAGCAGGACCAUCUGGGAAAAGCGGUGAGCUGUCAAAAGCGAGCAGCGAGCAGGCAAUAAAAAUAAAUAUGUCACAACCAAACAACACGGAAGAUGAUGAAUCGGACAAACUUUUAAAAUAA